GGUGGUGUCACUCUCCCCACUGUUUUCUGCGGUGGGGUCCACUGGAGCUUUAAAUGUGACUCAUUCUUUGGAUUUUACACUAAAAUGAUCUCUCAAGAUGGAUGGACGGAGUGGAUACAAAACAUACAUCAUGGUGGGCCCACAGAACUUGGUGACAUCACUUCAGUAGCAGUCUCGCUACUCAACCUGUCAGUAGCCAAUCCGCGCCCGUUGCUCGACCGGUCCGUAAUCAUCAUGGGCUGGGUUCGGGCCCACCUUCACGGAUCGGAUAAUUUACACUUGCCAGACGUUGGAGGGAAUGAAAUGGCUGCUUCGCAUACAACCGCCGUAUGUGAUGAUUUCUCGUGGUGGGAACGGUUGUCAGAUAACUACCCGUUGCAACUGAAAUUUUCAAAUUCAAAUCAGAAGGAGAAACCAACGUGCCCGCUCAUAUAAAUUGACAUAACCAACUAAAGUACGAAAUCCUUCAACCCAAUCCUCUCCCCCUUGUCCUGGCAUCAUCGGAAUCUCGCCGGAAAAUGGAUCAAUCCGACGGAAUUCCGAUCAAAGUCUACGACGCCUCAACACAGGACGAGCCAUCCUCAUACCCCACUUCUCCAUCGUCGGCCCCCGCAAACGGCCGCAAAAGACGAGCGGUGGCAAAAGGGGUGCAAAAAACCCUCUCCAAGACCUCAAUGCUCGUGAAUUUCCUCCCCACCGGCACACUUCUCACCUUCGAAAUGCUACUCCCGUCUGUCUCCGGCAAUGGGGAAUGCUCUCCCGUCAGUACUAUGAUGAUCCACGUCCUUUUGGGCCUCUGCACCUUAUCGUGCUUUUUCUUUCAUUUCACGGAUAGCUUCAGGACGCCAGACGGGAAGGUCUAUUACGGGUUCGUAACGCCGAAAGGGUUGACACUCUUCAAAUCGGGUCUUGGUGUAGAUGUCCCAAAGGAUGACCGUUUCCGAGUUGGGUUUGUGGAUUUUGUCCACGCGGCCAUGUCGGUGAUGGUGUUCGUCGCGAUCGCUUUCUCCGAUCAUCGCGUUACAGACUGCCUCUUCCCAGGACACGUGAAGGAGAUGGACGAGGUGAUGGAAAGCUUCCCUCUGAUGGUGGGUGUCGUAUGCAGUAGCCUUUUUCUAGUCUUCCCCAACACACGCUACGGCAUUGGGUGCAUGGCUGCCUGAGGAAGAUGGUCUACCUCUGUUUUCAUUGCAUCCGGUGCAUACUAGUUUUGGGGCGUAGAUUAGCAUUGUGAGUUGGUUUUCAUCAAC
Messenger RNA from Magnolia sinica, 1250 nucleotides. Its product is annotated as protein DMP9-like. The record is from RefSeq and is a predicted model, not a curated record. Gene Ontology annotation, biological process: endomembrane system organization. The coding region runs from base 519 to 1163 and encodes 214 amino acids. Lineage: Eukaryota; Viridiplantae; Streptophyta; Magnoliopsida; Magnoliales; Magnoliaceae. The transcript has a single exon.